This is a messenger RNA of Dichotomopilus funicola, 894 nucleotides long. Its product is annotated as ER protein Pkr1-domain-containing protein. Gene Ontology annotation, cellular component: commitment complex; U12-type spliceosomal complex; U1 snRNP. NCBI's taxonomy places the organism in Eukaryota, Fungi, Ascomycota, Sordariomycetes, Sordariales, Chaetomiaceae. Gene Ontology annotation, molecular function: RNA binding. The coding region runs from base 1 to 894 and encodes 297 amino acids. Gene Ontology annotation, biological process: RNA processing; spliceosomal snRNP assembly; vacuolar proton-transporting V-type ATPase complex assembly. The record is from RefSeq and is a predicted model, not a curated record. The transcript is spliced from 2 exons.
AUGGCGUCCUUCAUUGAGGACCUCUGGCAGUCCAUCUUCACGCCAGGGCCAACACCAACCCUUCUCGUAGCGACCAACGCGACCUUUGCCGCGCUACAAAUCAUCCUUGCCGCUCUCCUCUACGCAACCUUCAGCAUCCACUUCCUCGUCCUCUCGGUCCUCUCAGGGGGGCUAUGGGCUGCCAUCAAUUGGUUUGCUCGCGAGCUCAAGGCGCACCAACAACAAGAAGCGGCAGCGGCGGAGGCGGAGGAGAGGAAGAAGACGAAGAAGCGGGUGUCACCACCACGACUAUUGUCGUCGGAUGAUAGCGAGACGGAGGUCGAGGGGACGGUUAACAAACCCAAGACGGGCUUGCGUAAAAGCGCUGCGGCUGCGACUCCUGCUGUAGCUGCGGUAGUAGCCGAGGUACCGACCGAGUCCCCCGCGGCGGUCAGCACCGAAGUGGAAGCGGCCGAGACGCAUGGGGAGCUGAAGCACAGGGCGGUGGAGGAAGAGGUGCCGAGCCCGAGUCAGGGGUCGAGGAGCACGGUUAGCACGGAGGAUGAAUUCCUAAUGAAAUGCGCCAACGAAACCGUCACAAUCGAGCUCAAAAACGGCACCAUCGUCCACGGCACCAUCGCCUCCGUCUCGCCUCAAAUGAACACCGCCCUGCGCAACGUCAAAAUGACGCCCCGCGGCCAAGACGCUAUCCCCCUCGAGACUCUAAAUGUUCGCGGCAGCACCAUCCGAUAUUAUAUCCUGCCUGACUCGCUGCCGCUGGAUACCCUGCUGAUUGAUGACGCGCCGAAGCCAAAGAAUAAGGCACGGAAAGAGGCGGAUCGGGGUGCGGGUGGUGGACGGGGAGGACGUGGGGGGGGAAGGGGGGGACGGGGACGGGGGAGGGGGAGGGGUUAA